AUGGAUAAAACUAAAACUAAGAAACAAAUUACCAACGGCAAAGGGAAAAAACCCGCCAAGGUCGUCAAAAAAGUUGUAAAGAAAGUUUUGGGGAAGAAAAAAAAAACGACGAAGAAGCUUAAUGCAGUUCGACUAUACGAGAAGGGAGUUAUCUUGGGAUACAAGAGAUCUCAAAGGAACCAAGACCCCAACUUUGCCCUUAUUUCUAUAAGGAAUGUGCAUACGAAAAAGCAUGCCCAAUUCUAUGUGGGAAAGAGGGUUGCCUACGUGUACAGGACAAAUAAGCACCAUGACGGAGUGAAGAUUAAGUGCAUAUGGGGAAAGGUAUGCAGAACACACGGAAACAGUGGAGUGAUUCGUGCCAAAUUCAAAACCAAUAUCCCACCUAAGGCCUUUGGAGAUAGAGUCCGCAUACUUAUGUACCCAUCGAACAUCUGA
Messenger RNA from Plasmodium knowlesi strain H, 438 nucleotides. Its product is annotated as 60S ribosomal protein L35ae, putative. The transcript has 3 exons. The record is from RefSeq and is a predicted model, not a curated record. NCBI's taxonomy places the organism in Eukaryota, Apicomplexa, Aconoidasida, Haemosporida, Plasmodiidae. Gene Ontology annotation, cellular component: ribosome; cytosolic large ribosomal subunit. Gene Ontology annotation, molecular function: structural constituent of ribosome. Gene Ontology annotation, biological process: cytoplasmic translation; ribosomal large subunit biogenesis. Bases 1 to 438 code for a protein of 145 amino acids.